Molecule: messenger RNA, 2455 nt
Organism: Osmerus eperlanus (European smelt)
Lineage: Eukaryota; Metazoa; Chordata; Actinopteri; Osmeriformes; Osmeridae
Gene: abcf2b
Product: ATP-binding cassette, sub-family F (GCN20), member 2b
Molecular function (GO): ATP hydrolysis activity; ATP binding
Source: RefSeq, a predicted model, not a curated record
AUGCCGUCAGAUUUGGCCAAGAAGAAGGCAGUGAAGAAGACUCGCCAGCGCACCAAGAAACCGGACGAGAUGAGCGAGGAGAGUGAACAAACGGAAAACCAGGAGACUGGAGCAGAGAGUAAUGGGGUGGCUGGCCUGGCUCAGGAACUGGAUGAGUUUGAGCUGAGGAGGACAGAGGCGCGUGCGGUGACGGGGGUGCUGGCAUCUCACCCCAACAGCACUGAUGUCCACAUCAGCAGCCUUUCACUCACCUUCCACGGGCAGGAGUUGCUUAGCGACACCAGCCUGGAGCUCAACUCUGGACGACGCUAUGGCCUCAUCGGACUCAACGGCACGGGGAAGUCCAUGCUGUUGUCGGCCAUUGGUCACAGAGAGAUCCCCAUCUCCGAGCACAUAGACAUCUACCACCUGACCCGGGAAAUGGCGCCCAGUGACAAGACGGCCCUGCAGUGUGUAAUGGAGGUGGACCAGGAGAGGAUCAUGCUGGAGAAGGAGGCAGAGAGACUGGCUCAUGAAGACUCGGAGUGUGAGAAGCUGAUGGAGCUGUAAGAGCGCCUGGAGGAGCUGGAUGCAGACAAGGCAGAGGUGCGGGCCUCCAGGAUCCUCCACGGCCUGGGCUUCAGCGCCUCCAUGCAGCACAAGAAGCUCCAGGACUUCAGUGGAGGCUGGAGGAUGAGGGUGGCUCUGGCCAGGGCCCUGUUCAUCAAGCCCUUCAUGUUGCUGCUGGACGAGCCCACCAAUCACCUGGACCUGGACGCCUGUGUGUGGCUGGAGGAGGAGCUCAAGGCGUUCAAGCGAAUCCUUGUGCUCAUCUCUCACUCUCAAGACUUCCUGAACGGUGUGUGCACCAACAUAAUCCACCUGCAUCAGAGGAAGCUAAAAUACUACACAGGUAAUUACGACCAGUACAUAAAGACCAGGGAGGAGCUAGAGGAGAACCAGAUGAAGCGUUUCAACUGGGAACAGGACCAGAUAUCACACAUGAAGAACUACAUCGCCAGGUUUGGUCAUGGCUCUGCUAAGUUGGCCAGACAGGCGCAGAGCAAAGAGAAGACUCUGCAGAAGAUGGUGGCCUCAGGCCUGACUGAACGAGUAGUGAAUGACAAGACUCUGUCACUGUAUUUUCCUCCCUGUGGGAAGAUUCCUCCUCCGGUUAUCAUGGUUCAGAACGUCAGCUUCCAGUACAGCGACAACACUCCUCACAUAUACAAGAAUCUGGAGUUUGGUAUCGAUCUGGACACACGAGUGGCCCUGGUGGGGCCCAAUGGGGCGGGGAAGUCCACACUGCUCAAACUGUUUAUGGGAGAGCUCCUUCCCACUGAUGGCAUGAUCAGGAAACACUCUCACGUGAAGAUUGGGAGAUAUCACCAGCACCUCACAGAGCAGCUGGACCUGGACCUGUCUCCUCUGGAGUACAUGAUGAAGUGCUACCCCGAGAUCAAGGAGAAGGAGGAGAUGAGGAAGAUCAUCGGCCGCUACGGCUUGACUGGAAAACAACAGGUGAGCCCUAUCAGGAAUCUGUCUGACGGUCAGAAGUGUCGUGUGUGCUUUUCCUGGCUGGCCUGGCAGAACCCCCACAUGCUGUUCCUGGACGAGCCCACCAAUCACCUGGGCAUCGAGACUAUCGAUGCCCUGGCGGACGCCAUCAACGAGUUUGAGGGCGGCAUGAUGCUGGUCAGCCACGACUUCAGACUCAUCCAGCAGGUGGCACAAGAGAUCUGGGUGUGUGAGAAGCAGACCAUCACCAAGUGGAACAGGGACAUUCUGGCUUAUAAAGAGCACUUGAAAUCCAAGAUUGAUAAGCAAACACAUGAUAUCUAGAACCUCCUACCUUCCAUUUGUGACACUUUGCCUCAAACCUCCUGGACAUGGAUAUGUCAGGGAUCCUGCUUUGUGAAACAUCUGACAGUACUCAGCUGUAGCUGCACUCUGAUUGGCUGAUGUAGCAUCUCAAUGCAUUAUGGGAUGCUUUUUGGUAUACUGGCAUCAGAAAAAAAUAUUUUGUAUUUUUCAAAAACAAGUUACAUUUGAUAAAAAAAAAGCUUUCAGGUCAAAUUGUAUAAUAUUUAAAAGUACAUUUCCCUACCCAUAUGAAAGAUAUUUUGCCUUGUCUUUUUAUUUAACUAUAUGUACUUGAUAUAAUGGUUUGUCUGAAUAAAUCUAUUUGCAAUGGGGUAUUUACAGUUGCUUUGAUUAUUAUGAUGUGCAUGAAACAAACUAAACAUUCAAAACAGUAUUUAUUUCUUCUGCAUUUGCCUUUGAAAAUGUACAGUGCUCUUAUCCAAAACCAUUUACAUUUUGGGGAAAAAUAAACUGUCCAGUAUUUUACAUCUCUGUAAACAUAAGAGACGCAAAACUCAAUUUCAUAUUACAGAAGGUGCAUUGGUGCUCAUGAACCCAGCCACUCAUGCAAUAUGCAUCAUGGCCAACUGUCGACCAACACAUCGACCAACUC